AUGAACUGUGAGAGAAGCAUAAACUGUGAGAGAGGCGUGAACUGUGAGAGAGGUGUGAACUGUGAGAGAGGCUUGAACUGUGAGAGAGGCAUGAACUGUGAGAGAGGCGUGAACUGUGAGAGAGGCAUGAACUGUGAGAGAGGCAUGAACUGUGAGAGAGGCAUGAACUGUGAGAGAGGCAUGAACUGUGAGAGAAGCAUGAACUGUGAGAGAGGCAUGAACUGUGAGAGAGGUGUGAACUGUGAGAGAGGCAUGAACUGUGAGAGAGGCAUGAACUGUGAGAGAGGCGUGAUCUGUGAGAGAAGCGUGAACUGUGAGAGAGGCGUGAACUGUGAGAGAGGUGUGAACUGUGAGAGAGGCGUGAACUGUGAGAGAGGUGUGAACUGUGAGAGAGGUGUGAACUGUGAGAGAGGUGUGAACUGUGAGAGAAGCAUGAACUGUGAGAGAGGCAUGAACUGUGAGAGAGGCAUGAACUGUGAGAGAGGUGUGAACUGUGAGAGAGGUGUGAACUGUGAGAGAGGUGUGAACUGUGAGAGAGGUGUGAACUGUGAGAGAGGCAUGAACUGUGAGAGAGGCAUGAACUGUGAGAGAGGGAUGAACUGUGAGAGAGGCAUGAACUGUGAGAGAGGCCAGAGGUGCUGGAAUGGACUCCAUAAAUGA
This is a messenger RNA of Candidula unifasciata, 660 nucleotides long. Lineage: Eukaryota; Metazoa; Mollusca; Gastropoda; Stylommatophora; Geomitridae. The record is from the annotation of a GenBank genome assembly.